CAGCUUAGCAACACCGAGGCGGAGAGGGAGCAUCUCUGGUCCAGACAGCGCGGUGCCAUCAAUAUUACACACAGAGGAAAACCAGGGACCGAGGAGGAAAUCAGCAGCAGCGCGUCUGGAGAACGUCUUCUCAUCGAUUUCCACAGUCAUAAUGAAGUUCGUGGUGGUGCUGGUGGGAGCGGGCACCCUGGCCUUCCUCGGCGCGGUCAUCUGCAUCAUCGCCAGUGUUUACCCCCGGAAACGCGCCGCGCCUCUCAGCGACAACGGCACCUUAACAUCGGAGCCUCUUCUGGAGCCUCUGGAGCCCGGGUCGGUGGCGCACGCCGGGCCUCUGGGAGCUCUGCACGGCGCCGAGUCCCACGACGGGGAGAACGGGCUCGGUGGGAUCGGCCUGGAGGUCCCGACUCUGAACGAGCUCAACCUCGGGGAGGAGACCGGAGGUGGCUCCGCGAAACAGUUCAGCUUCAGCCGGUUGAUCUGCACACCUGUACCGGUGGGGGAGUGCAAGACUAAAGAUGUGCGGCAGAGGCGAGGGGAACAGCAGCGGGAGCAGCAGCAGCAGCAGCAGCAGCAGCAGCAGGCGGACGACCCGCUGUACGCAGCCGGGGAUGAAGACUGGACUUACCUCCGGACCACCGCGGAGGAGCUCCGGCAGACGGUCCUGCAGCAAAACGACCAGAUCCUCAUGGACCAGAGGACCAUCCGGGAGCUCACGGGGAAGCUGAGCGAGUGUGAGAGUGGCCUGGAGGACGAGAGGAACGUCCCGGAGCGGAGCAUUGGGGUCUGGAGCGGCAACCGACGCAUCAUGGCCGGGGACGAUGUGAGUUCUUCGGCCGCGGCACAGCUGCAGACGGCGCGGGCUGUGGAGGAGCUGGCCAGGGCCAUCAUGGACCUGAAGGACCGUAUCGAGAAACUGGAG
Plectropomus leopardus (leopard coralgrouper) is the source of this 919-nucleotide messenger RNA. NCBI's taxonomy places the organism in Eukaryota, Metazoa, Chordata, Actinopteri, Perciformes, Serranidae. The record is from RefSeq and is a predicted model, not a curated record.